UACAUAUAUUCCUUUGAUAUACUUCAAAAAGUUACUAGUUCUUGAUAAGAGAAGACAUCAGAGACAAGAAAAAGGAGAGAGAAAAUAUGGGAAGAGGGAGAGUGGAGAUGAAGAGGAUAGAGAACAAAAUCAAUAGGCAAGUGACCUUCUCAAAAAGAAGAAAUGGUUUGUUGAAGAAAGCUUAUGAGCUCUCUGUUCUCUGUGAUGCUGAAGUUGCUCUCAUCGUCUUCUCUAGCCGUGGCAAGCUCUACGAGUUCGGCAGUGUCGGAGUUGAAAGAACUAUUGAACGGUAUCAUCGUUGCUACAACUGUUCUGUGACCAAUAAUAGGCCUGAAGAGUCUAAACAGAACUGGUGUCAGGAGGUGGCAAAGCUGAAAGCCAAAUACGAAUCGCUUGUUCGCACUAAUAGGCAUUUGCUUGGAGAAGAUAUUGGAGAAAUGGGCGUGAAGCAACUGCAAGCGUUGGAGCGGCAGCUGGAAGCAGCUCUUACUGCGACUCGACAACGGAAGACACAAGUUAUGAUGGAAGAAAUGGAAGAUCUUCGGAAAAAGGAGCGGCAACUCGGAGACAUAAACAAACAACUCAAGAUUAAGUUUGAAGCCGGAGGCCAUGCUUUCAAAUCCUUUCAAGACUUCUGGCCAAACUCGGCAGCAUCGAUGGCCGGUGAUCCUAACAAUUCUAAAUUUCCGGUUCAGCCUUCUCAUCCUGAUUCAGUGGAUUGCAACACCGAACCCUUUUUACAAAUAGGGUUCCAACAACAUUACUACGUGCAAGGUGAAGGGUCUUCGGUACCAAAGAAUAAUGUGGCAUGUGAGACUAAUUUCGUCCAAGAUUGGUUUCUUUGACCCUUUGUUGACUAGAUCACGAUGCCAGUGUCACUCCGAGUUCAGCUCUUAAGUUGGAUUCUUUAAUUAGAAUUGUUUUUUUUUAUAAGAAAAACUUAUGUUCUAGAGUUUUAUCACUGGUGCGAAUUCGUGUGAAUGUAUUCGCACGUAUGGGUUCCCUAAACAUUUUAACACGCUUGUUUUUCUAACACUCAUUUCAUACGAACUGAAAUUUAAUCA
Molecule: messenger RNA, 1064 nt
Organism: Brassica oleracea var. oleracea
Lineage: Eukaryota; Viridiplantae; Streptophyta; Magnoliopsida; Brassicales; Brassicaceae
Product: agamous-like MADS-box protein AGL6
Exons: 8
Coding region: 87-845 (252 amino acids)
Biological process (GO): positive regulation of transcription by RNA polymerase II
Cellular component (GO): nucleus
Molecular function (GO): RNA polymerase II cis-regulatory region sequence-specific DNA binding; protein dimerization activity; DNA-binding transcription factor activity, RNA polymerase II-specific
Source: RefSeq, a predicted model, not a curated record